CAGCCAUCCGGCGACAUGGACGUCGCCCAUUUCAUCAUCGAGGUGUAUUUCAACACGCGUUCUCCGCAGCGUCGACGAGCAGAACGCAAGCCGACGACGAGGAUGGCUGCGGCGGCAGCGCCGACGGUGGUGGUGGUGGACGCGCGGCACUGCGCGGCGGAGGCGACGGCGUUCGCGGUGGCGAGGGUGAUCGGCACGACGGAGCGCGACUUCGCGGUGACGGACGCCGCCGGCGCGGUGGUGAUGCGCUUGGAGGGCGCCGUGUUCAGCCUCCGGAAGCGGACGCUCCUCCUCGACGCGGCGCGCCGCCCGGUGCUCACCAUGACGGACUCGACCUACCUGAUGAGCUCGAUGUGGCACGCCUUCAGAGGGGACAGCACCAGCCGCCGGAGCGUCCUCUUCAGCGUCGUCAAGGAGUCCGUCGUCCAGGUCAGGACCAAGAUCUUCGUCUACCUCGGCGGCUACCGCUCCGCCGACCAGGUCCCCGACUUCGUCAUCGGCGGCAACUACUACGGCGGCGCAUGCACUGUCUUCGCCGGCAACUCCGACUCCGACGCCGACGCCGCCAUUGCUCAGAUCACUCGUCCAAAUUUGGCGGGUACAUUGGUGGGAUUGACGAGGUCUGUGUAUACGGCUAGGAUCAACCCGGGGAUAGACCAGGCGUUCAUCCUGUCGCUCGUUGUGAUUCUGCACGAGAUGCAUCACUGCAACACUAGUAGUAGGAAUUGGGGACUUUGAACUCUGAACUUGUGACAUUUUUUCUUCUUUUAUUUUUCAGUACAGGUUCAUCAAAUGUAAAUCAGUAAAUGUAUGUCUCUCAUUUUUCUAUGAAUCAACUGCGUUCAAUAAAUUGUCAAGAGAGGUUUCUUGUGGCCA
Molecule: messenger RNA, 876 nt
Organism: Oryza sativa Japonica Group (Japanese rice)
Lineage: Eukaryota; Viridiplantae; Streptophyta; Magnoliopsida; Poales; Poaceae
Product: protein LURP-one-related 15
Source: RefSeq, a predicted model, not a curated record